GCGGCUGCUUUUCGUUGGGCAGCGUGGUGGCUGUGAGGACGCCGGUGAAGUGCCCACGUCGUAUUUCUGAAGAAUUGUGUAUUGAAGGUCUGGGAUUUAUAUGCAAAAAUGCCUUGUCGAAAGGAGAAUUACAUUUUUCUGGAACAGUCCGUGACCGUCGAUUCUAAAGAGGUGGACGCUCUUGUGACAAAAAUCGGCGAGGCGCUUCAGCUGCACAACAAUAGCGCUACACAGCAGACGAUGUCGCGUCUCCACGGUCUGACCAGCAGCAGCAGCAACAACAACAGCAACACCAGCAGCAGUAACACUGCCAGCGCACAGAAAAGAAAUGGCUGCUGUAUACGUCUCCGGAGCGGGCGGAAAGCGACCAGAGCGAGUCCGUACAACAUCCCCGGCUCCAGCGAUCAGGAGUGGGACCAUUUCUCAGCGUGGAACCGAAAGGGACUCGACGGUACGGGUAACGAGGACGAUCCGCACCAACUCCUCCAGGAACUGAUCUUAUCUGGGAACCUCAUCAAAGAAGCGGUCAGGCGACUCCAGUUCUCUUCUGAGUCGCACCGCGAUUUUUCUAAACAGAUUGACUGAACCUGUGAGACAGGAGGAGGAGGACAGGAGUGCUGGAUUAAAGAUCGCCCUCUCAUCACCUCGGCUAACCUGAUUAGCUGCUGGAUAGCCAACAAGAUCAAGAGCGAUUACGAUCAUGUUCUGUAAUAAAACCACGAUGUUGGGUUUAACAAAUGAAACCGUAACGUUAUGUUGACUGUUAUCUAGCGCUGAAUUAUUAUUUUAUUUUAUUUCUUAUUUUUUAAACGUGACUAAACACAUUGUCACUAGAGCCCAAGUGUUUUUUUUUUUUCUGAAUGAAAUGUAAACAGCGAGCUAUUAUUUGUCUUUAACUCUUAAAGGUUGUGAUUUGAAACGGUAUUCCUGUUUGCAGGCUAGUAGACCAAAUGGUCUGUGCACCACGAUUGGGUGGCAAGUAAGAGGUUAGCACUGUGCCCUUGGCGUGCUACCUUUGUUUACAGUCUUGCUAUCAGUAGCUUGGUAUGGGGAUGGGCCACAGGUACACACACACACUCACCAAAUCUCUGAUCUGACUGAAGAGACAAGGUACUUCAAUGUCUUGAAGAUUUGGACUUUCGAACUGUUUUCUACACCCACGUGGACUUCUCCAUCGAGUCUCACCUGAAAAAACACAAACUGUUGGGGAUUUUCAUGAGAGUUCUCACUUUGUAAUGAGAGACGCAGAUUGGCACAUCAGACUCUCUGGUGCUUUCAGAAUUUCUCUGUGGAAUUCGUCUGUUUCUCUGCUUUCUCUGUAAUGUUUUGUAUGCUUCGUACCGAAGUCAUUUUAACAGCCCUGACUUUUUCUCAGGCAGUUUGGUCCUUAAUAAACACGGUGGAUUUUUUUCUUUU
Messenger RNA from Clarias gariepinus (North African catfish), 1416 nucleotides. RefSeq names its product glycogen synthase kinase binding protein (gene gbp). Gene Ontology annotation, cellular component: cytoplasm. NCBI's taxonomy places the organism in Eukaryota, Metazoa, Chordata, Actinopteri, Siluriformes, Clariidae. The transcript has a single exon. The coding region runs from base 109 to 585 and encodes 158 amino acids. The record is from RefSeq and is a predicted model, not a curated record.